GUGGCAAAGAAGGCAUGUGGCAUGGUGACAAGGGAGCAAAUGAUUGCCAUCUGUUAUCUUAGAAUCGAAUUGUCAAAUAAUCUGUUGUGCAUGGUAUCAGUACAUGCAAUGUAUAAGAAGCACCUGCCCCAUAUGAAAAUGUUUCUAUCUGUCUCUGGAAGAAUAGCAAUAGUAAUAAGAACAAGAACAACAAAUAUGGCUACAGAAGACAUAGCUACAGCUACAGUAGAUACAGUUCCAGUUACAGUAGAUCCACCUCCUGUUAUAGUAGAUCCAGCCACAGCUACAGUACAUCCAGCUUCAGCUUCUGUUGCAGUACACCCACCUCCUGUUACAGUAGAUCCAGCCCCGGCUACAGGAGACCCAGAUUCUGUUACAGUAGACCCACCUCCUGUUACAGUAGACCCAGCUCCCAUUAGAGGAAAGAAAGUGGAAGAUGUUACCUUAGGACGCCAAGCCCCUAGGCCUGCCCAUGAAAUGGGCUCCAUCAACCAAACUCCUGACCGAAAAUCCAUUCCAAUUGAAGACAUUUUAAAGACAGCACCCGCAGACUUUCGUUUUCCCACGACCAACCAGACAAGGCACUGCUUCACUCGUUACAUUGAGUAUCACAAAUGCAUUCAAGCUAAGGGAGAAGGUGCCAAUGAAUGUGACAAGUUUGCUAAAUAUUAUCGAUCUUUAUGUCCUACUGAAUGGGUAGUAAGAUGGAAUGAGCAAAGGGAACUUGGCAUUUUUCCUGGGCCUCUGUGACGACUUUUACUUAAGUAUCUGUAAUUCUUUUGUAAUUUAUACUUCCCUCAAAUGCAAUAUUAUAGUCUUUCAA
Molecule: messenger RNA, 823 nt
Organism: Cryptomeria japonica (Japanese cedar)
Lineage: Eukaryota; Viridiplantae; Streptophyta; Pinopsida; Cupressales; Cupressaceae
Exons: 4
Coding region: 22-750 (242 amino acids)
Cellular component (GO): respiratory chain complex IV; mitochondrion
Source: RefSeq, a predicted model, not a curated record